Messenger RNA from Gastrolobium bilobum, 2631 nucleotides. RefSeq names its product tricalbin-3. Gene Ontology annotation, molecular function: lipid binding. The record is from RefSeq and is a predicted model, not a curated record. The coding region runs from base 99 to 2144 and encodes 681 amino acids. Lineage: Eukaryota; Viridiplantae; Streptophyta; Magnoliopsida; Fabales; Fabaceae. The transcript has 9 exons.
CUUCAAUAUUUGCAUUCACACUAUUUCAUCUCAUCUAGAUCUUCAAUUUCAACCCCAUUCAUGUUUGUUAAUGAUCAUGUCCCUUUUCAUGCUGGGCGAUGAUUCUUCAACCAGCUUCUUCGACCUUUCAGUUCUCUCAGGUUUUCUCUUCCCUUUGUCCCUGUAACAAUGAAGUGAACACUUUUGUUUCUUUCCCUUUAUCCAGAAGGAGAAGAAAACGCUUGAUUGCCAAUUCUGGGUAUCGCAAAUUUCGAAGAAAAUGUAACAUUAGCUUCUGUUCAAUCCCCACGGACGGUGGUUCCAGUUCCAACCGAAAUUGGAACGCCGAAUUCGCAAAUUCAACGAGAAGGGGUGCUAAAAGUUUCGUCUUGAAACGGAAUUCCAAUGAACUGGUUGAGGGGGAUGAUCAUCAUGAGUUGCAAGAGUCACAGGUUCAAUUGGGUUCAAACUUUACCAGUUUCACUGAAGACCCAAUUGUUGAUAAGCUAAGAACACAAUUGGGGGUGAUACACCCAAUGCCAUCGCCUCCGAUUAACCGCAACGGGGUUGGUUUGUUAGUGUUCUUUUUCUUUGUUGGGAUUGUGUUUGAUAAAUUGUGGACUUCAAGGAGGAGGAACAAAGUUAGCAGUGAAGACAGCUUGCGUGGUGUGUGGCCUCAGGUUCCCACAAGCUUCUCAUUGUUUCUGGAAAAGGAUUUGCAGAGAAAAGAGUCAGUUGAAUGGGUGAACAUGGUGCUUGGAAAGUUAUGGAAGGUUUAUAGAGGUGGACUUGAGAAUUGGAUUAUAGGAUUGCUUCAGCCUGUUAUUGAUAACUUGAAGAAGCCUGAUUAUGUGCAGAGGGUUGAGAUUAAGCAAUUCUCAUUGGGGGAUGAACCAUUGUCUGUUAGGAAUGUUGAGCGCAGGACUUCUCGCCGGGUGAAUGAUUUGCAGUACCAGAUAGGCCUUAGGUACACUGGUGGUGCUCGCAUGCUGUUAAUGCUGUCUCUGAAAUUUGGCAUUAUUCCAAUUGUUGUACCUGUUGGUGUUCGAGAUUUUGACAUUGACGGUGAACUUUGGGUAAAAUUACGACUAAUACCAACUGCGCCUUGGGUAGGAGCUGUUUCAUGGGCUUUUGUUUCACUUCCAAAGAUCAAGUUUGAAUUGUCUCCAUUCCGUUUGUUCAAUAUAAUGGCAAUUCCAGUUCUCUCGAUGUUUUUGACUAAACUUCUCACUGAAGAUUUACCUAGACUAUUUGUACGCCCCAAGCAAAUUGUUUUGGAUUUCCAGAAGGCAAAAGCUGUUGGUCCUGUUGCUGAUGAUGUUAAAUCUGGAGAAAUGCAAGAAGGAAACAAGGAUUCUGUUGGUGAACUAUCUGUUACUCUUGUGGAUGCUCGAAAGCUUUCUUAUAUCUUCUAUGGCAAGACAGAUCCUUAUGUUAUUCUCAGCCUAGGAAAUCAAAUUAUACGCAGCAAAAAGAACAGUCAAACUACUGUCAUUGGGGCCCCUGGAAUGCCAAUUUGGAAUCAGGAUUUUCAUAUGCUUGUUACCAACCCUAAAGAGCAGAAGUUAUGCAUCCAAGUAAAGGAUGCUUUGGGACUUUUAGAUUGGACUAUUGGUACGGGAGAGGUUGAUUUAGGAUCUCUUAAAGACACUGUACCAACAGACAGAAUUGUGGUUUUACAAGGGGGUUGGGGAUUUUUUGGUAGGGGCUCUUCUGGGGAGAUAUUAGUACGGCUAACAUAUAAAGCAUAUGUGGAGGAUGAGGAAGAUGACAAGGCUGAGGUGGAUUCCAUUGAUAUAGAUGCUUCAGAUGAUGAGUUGUCUGAUUCAGAAGAAGCAAAUGUCACUGAUGAGAAGAAUGUAAGAGAUUCUAUGUACGAAACAGAUAAAGAGUCAUUUAUGGAUGUUUUGGCAGCAUUAAUUGUUAGCGAAGAAUUCCAAGGGAUAGUAGCAUCUGAAGCAGGCUUUACCAAACCUUUGGAUAAUGAUUCAAAUAGAGGGUCUAAAGUAUCAAAAUCUCCUGUUGCCAAUGCUGAAUCAAUUCCUUCUAGUUCUGAUAAUUCUGAAGGUUAUGGAGGUUCAGCCUUAUUUUGGCUUGCUGUGAUUACUAGUGUAGCGCUACUAAUAGCUGUCAAUAUUGGUGGUUCAAAUCUCUUCAAUCCUUAAGAUGGUGUUCUGCUGCUUGCAAUCUUGGUCUUGGUUCAGUUUAAGUUGGGCAGUAGAUUAUAAUCAGAUAAUUUUUCUCUGAUAUACUAGUAUAGUUUUUGUAUAUUCGUGAGUACUGCUGAUGGAGGAAAGCAUCUACCGGCGGCGCAUGAUUUUUUGGCUUCGUUUUGUGAGAGCCACAAAUUUUAAUUCGGCUUAAAUCUGUACUUACUGUUCAUAUGAAGGAUUUUGUUCCUCUAUAAAAUAGAAUAACAGGUUUCUCAUUCUUGCCUGAGACUAUUUUGAUAAACCUCGCCAUUCCAAUACACGUUGAAGAAUGAUUGUUUGAGGGUUAAAAAUCACAGGUCAGAAUCAUAAAGGUAGUUCUAUUCUAAUCUAAUGUCUAGAUCACGCUAACCAAUCUUCUACAUGCUUGCGUAUGAAAUGUAGGAUCUGGUUGUAUUAGCUUUUGAAUAUAGUACAUUUCGGCUGCAGCUCUCUUUCUUUC